Lotus japonicus is the source of this 1284-nucleotide messenger RNA. Its product is annotated as zinc finger protein CONSTANS-LIKE 2-like. The transcript has 3 exons. Gene Ontology annotation, cellular component: nucleus. NCBI's taxonomy places the organism in Eukaryota, Viridiplantae, Streptophyta, Magnoliopsida, Fabales, Fabaceae. Gene Ontology annotation, molecular function: protein binding. The record is from RefSeq and is a predicted model, not a curated record. The coding region runs from base 176 to 922 and encodes 248 amino acids. Gene Ontology annotation, biological process: regulation of flower development.
AUAAUCCAUAAAUGGUACAACCUUCUUGGCAUCUCGCAUCUGCAUAUACUGCAGUGAGUGUACCUUCCAUCUUCAACAUUCACUCACUCUUCUUCAUUAUUCCAACUAGCUAGUAGUACUAGUACCUACCCACUAACUAGAACUGCUUCAAUUCCUUCCAAUUAGCAUAAUCACCAUGUAUAAUGCACACUACUCUAACAUUCCAUUAUCAUCACCCUUCCAUGAACUCACCGAGUUCGACACUCUCUCCCAACUCAACAACAACUACAACAAUAACUGUUGCAGCAGUGGUUACAGCAGCAGCUACGGUGGUUCUCCCACCUCUGAGGCUCAGGCAAGCCCCACCUUGAUGCAGAGGAGCGUUAGCAGUCACUCCCUCCACACCAACACCAAAAGUAACAAUAAUGGGACCUGCCACCACCCUUUUUCUGCUUUCUUUGCUGAGUUGCUAGACUCCGAUCAGGACACUCCGGCGGUCAGGAGAGUUUACAGUGCCGGUGAUCUGCAGAGAAUUAAUGGAAUGCAACACGGUCAAAGUCAUCAUCAUCACUCGGACAGUCCAUUAUCAAGUGAAAGCAGCAUGAUCAUAGAAGGGAUGAACAGAGUUUGUCGAUACAGCCCAGAGGAGAAGAAAAUGAGAAUUGAGAGAUACAGAAACAAGAGGAACCAGAGGAACUUCAACAAGAAAAUUAAGUAUGCUUGCAGGAAGACAUUGGCAGACAGUAGGCCACGUGUCAGAGGACGGUUUGCGAGGAAUGAUGAAACUGACCAGAAACCUACAGUUCAGUGGAGCCACAUUGGUGCUGCAGAGGAAGAGGAUGAGGAAGAUGAGAGUUGGGUCAGCAUCUUUGAUUCCAUAGUUGCUGCAGCAAAUCUAACUCAGGAAUCUCAAGCCAGUUCCUCCUUUGGUCUAUUGUAUUAGCACAAUUGCAUCUUAAUUUCAUAAGAGCGUGUCUGGAAAUGCUUCUGUAAUUCACUUAAAAGCCAAAUCACGUCCGAUGAGAAGCUUUUGAAUUUCAGAAUUAAUUCUGAUUAAGAAGAGGAGUUCAUCCAAAAAUGAUAUAAUUAAGUUUAGCUAGUCUAUUUUUUGUGUUUGCUUUCCUUGUCAAAGUAAUGUGAUGCACUUUAGUUUAGAUAAAAGUAGUAAUGUAAAUAUAUUUAUUUGAGUCAUGUCAAUGUGACCAUGUGCAAUUUUUAGACUUUUAAACCUAGGGUGAUGUUUUUGGGUGCCCUUUAUCUUCUUUGUAUAUGGCUUAGCUGCAGCAAUAUAUUAUUGGAUCAGAA